This is a messenger RNA of Naegleria gruberi, 1019 nucleotides long. RefSeq lists its product as uncharacterized. The record is from RefSeq and is a predicted model, not a curated record. Lineage: Eukaryota; Heterolobosea; Eutetramitea; Acrasida; Naegleriidae. The transcript is spliced from 2 exons. The coding region runs from base 320 to 970 and encodes 216 amino acids.
AUGCAUUCCUCCUCUUUGAAGAGAUUACCUUCACAGCAACUUGUGUUGAUGUUUGGCAUGUUUGCAGUGAUGGCUCACUUAGUAUUUGGUCAAAACAUAUUCACCCAAAACUUUAAACAGGCCAUCAAUGCUGCAACCAAUGAGUACAGUCAUUCUCAGGAAUGGAAUUCUUACAAGGCAAGUCUUGGUUACACCUUUCCUGUUCCUACUUGUACCACAAGUGCUAAUGACGCUGUUUAUCCACAAGUAUUCAAUUGGACAUUGAAUGAGCUAGUUCUUUGCUAUGAAAUGGAAGCAGAAGAUCCAUGGCCAAUGAUGCAUGAAAAGGCAGGGACAAUUACUUGUCAAGGCAUUGAAAAAUCAUUACAAUAUCUUCAAUUUGACAGCUAAUUUCUUAAUUCUCAAUACCUCACAAUCAGGAUAUUUCCCAACAUUGAAAAAUGCUGUUCAGAGUUCAAUCUGUCAUGUUGCUAUUGCGUCCACAAACUAUGAAGAAAGUAGAGCUAGUGAAGUUGACUUCCAAUGUCCAUAUGGAACAAGUUAUACAGGAAUAUUGAGAUCAGAACGUGAUAAUAACACCAUACUAACCACACCUUCCGAUCUUAACAAGGAAGGAAUAAUUGUUGCAGCUCCUUAUUUGACAACUUCCUAUGAGUAUGCAAAAUCCAAUUUUCCAAAAGCAACCAUCCUAUCAAACUUUGGCUAUAAAACUGCCUAUAAAAUGGUUUUUACUAAGGAGGUCCAUGCUGUGGUUGGUGAUUACAUUGAAAUGAGUGAAUGGUUGGAAGCAAAUAAGGGAAAUUGCUCUCGUUGUUAUAUGAAAAUUACAGAUUCUUCUCAGAAUUUCGGAUCUUUCACAGCCAAAUUUUCGGUAUCAUCAGCGAGAAGUAGCCUUCUGUAUGGAGAGCCAAUUAUUGUUCUUCUUGAUGAUGAUUAUUGGUUUAAUGGCAAUCUAUUAGAAUUCUUAUAAAAAAGGCUCCACAAGGUUGAAACCUUGUUGAUCAAACAAUUUAUAUUAC